CCCAUUAGCAUUCUUCAGCAUUCUUCUCAAUUAUAUUGAAUUAUAUUUUGAAGUGGUAUCAACCAUGCCAAAUUCUAUUUAAAUACAAUUUUUUACUCUGUUUUGUACGUUUCAAUGGUAUUUCGUUAUAUAUUUAGCAAUUAAGAAAACGUUCUACUAAGAAGGAAAAACACAAUUGGUGGAGAAUUUGACGUUUCUAAAAAUGGUUUGCGAAAAAUGCGAGAAGAAACUGGGAAAAGUGAUAACACCGGACCCAUGGAAAUCUGGAGCCAGAAACACGGUGGAAAGCGGUGGACGCAAAGUGGGUGAAAAUAAAGCUCUGUCUGCUGCAAAAAAUCGAUUCAAUCCAUACACUGCAAAAUUUGAGUGCUGUAGAAUAUGCAGGCAAAAGGUACAUCAAGUUGGGUCUCACUAUUGUCAAUCGUGUGCGUAUAAAAAGGCCAUAUGUGCGAUGUGUGGUAAAAAGCUAAUGAACACAAAGAAUUAUAAACAAUCGGCCACCUAAACGAAACGAUUACAAAGUAAGAGGAUAAUUACGAAAUUAAUGUACAGUAAUUAAUAUUUUUUCAUGUAUAUAGCAUAACUGUAAUAUCCAUACCAAGGCACUGCUCUUUUUUGUGUAGUCCUACAUUUGCCUUGUCGUUAAUCAUGGUAUAUCAUUUACGACAUCGAACAUAUCGCAAUGCAUUAAGAAUGGUAAACAAUAAGAUUUAUUGUUCUGUACUGCAAACGACUGUCUUUUUUAGUAGUGUAUAAUAAUGACGAUACAAAAUAAAAUAUACAAUAUCAAAUAAUAUUAUUAAAUAACGGCUCUUGUAUUAAGUAAGAACGUGUCUACGCUUUGAUUUUCUUAGUAAUUCUACAUAAACCUUCCAUACAAAACAGCGCCUCCUGCGCUAAUUAA
Molecule: messenger RNA, 904 nt
Organism: Orussus abietinus
Lineage: Eukaryota; Metazoa; Arthropoda; Insecta; Hymenoptera; Orussidae
Product: cysteine-rich PDZ-binding protein
Exons: 2
Coding region: 203-505 (100 amino acids)
Biological process (GO): cytoplasmic microtubule organization
Cellular component (GO): dendrite
Molecular function (GO): microtubule binding; PDZ domain binding
Source: RefSeq, a predicted model, not a curated record